CUGGCAGGUACGCAUGCGCACUGAGACGUUUUACUGGAAGACAGCGUGACAGUGUCGGCAAUUACGUUCAGAUGCAGUGGAAGAAGCGAAAUUCCCGCAACACCUGCUGAAACCGAGAAACGAACUUUUUAUAUUAUAGUUGAUUGGAUCGUGAGCGGCAUGAGGGAUUACAGUAGGGAAAAACUGGUGACGUUAGAAAUUCAUAGGACUAAAGCGUAUCUGCGUCACGUGGUCAGCCACAACCAAUCGGAGCGAUGCAAUUCUAUCGGAAAGAGCUCUUUGUUCGGCGUUUUUCAACUUUAUUCGUGAUUAUACACACAUGACUUGAAUUCGUAUUUAUAUUUCAUUGGGACACAUCUCUGGCGACAUUUGACCCUGGACUGACACAAUCUGGUACUUGGUGCGGAUUGACACGUAUGCAGUGUUGUGUACGGCAGGACUCCCCUCCCCCGCUGCGUGGAAUGGGGGAGGAACGCGGACACGUUGGAGGGAAAUGUGCUAAGUAAAAGUAUCGAGGCGGAGGACAAGAAGAUUAAAUGAAGAAAACUUCCGGAUACCUUGGGAUUUACGAAUCAAGAAUUAUAUGUGUUUGAAGCAAGGUUGUUUUUCAUGUAAUACGUCUUUUUAUUUCAAGGAACUUUUUUUUUUUUAUGACAAAUUAUUAAUGUUGUUUAUUUGGUUAUACCUUGUGGUGAAACGGUGUAUUUUAAGUAGCUGAAAGUAUUUGUACCAUGUUAUUUAUACUUUUCCAGCCGGUCGUGUGACGUUUUGAGGACCUGUAACCUUGGGUUGGGGGAUGGGCUGCUGAGGGAGCGUCCUCGGCCUUAUCGGAACGUUGAUUUAAUCGUUUAAACUAGUACAUUCGUAGCCCGAAUUGUCAGAAUCCGUUAAAUGUUACCAGAUCGUUAGUUUCACUAAGCAGUAUAAUCCGUUGCACUUGUUCAAUGCAUUCAGACCCCGAUACCAGUUAUUUUCUUUUAGCGAAAAAAGACAACCCAUCAGUGCGUUCUUUGGGUACUUUUGAGUCCUUCACCUUGGGUUUAUUCGUGGCAGUUGGGAGUCUUGGGACUCUAUGUUUAAGGUCAAAGAGAGGGCUGAGCAAAGUGCUGUGUCAUUCGGCGGUUGCUGUCCCACGGUUUCGUUCUGACUUGGCAGUGUAUAGUUGUUGUGACAACGUUAUGCGAAAACGGAGCGGCACCACUUUGGUUCUCGUUUCUGGUUUAUAUCAGAUACGCGUUAACAUGAACACGAGUAUGAGACCCAAGGCCUUGGUGUGUCGAUGCAUGGGCUCGGUUUUCAGUCUCCUUCCGCCGAGUCGAACCAUGUUAUUGGUCGCGAACGGGCUGCGAAACACGGUUAGUGUGUGAUUUGCGAACGUUUUAUGUAGUUUGGUGAUGUGUUACGGUAGUUAAACGGUGAUUUAAUCGACUUUUGUGAAACUUAAGAUGGCGACUCUGCGCCCUUUCCGUGAAGGAGAAAUGCGGACGCUGUGGCGCGUGUAGGGCGGUGUCUGGUUCCGGAGGGAUACGCGUGACCUGGGUGAACAACCAAUGGGCGUCCUCGUACUAAACGCCGAAAGCGCGCGUAGAUUCUGGUUGCCCAAUCACCGCGGUCGUCUGGCCCAUGCGGACGUCAUCUUAUGUGAUAAGGAAAUGGGCGGAGUCCGACCAGACAUGUUUUGUAGGGACUAAUGUGACGUAGCCAGUAAGAAACAAAAUGUUUCCAUUGCCAGAUACGUUGGACCAAUAGCGUCGUACGCUCGCUGUGACGGACAGGGGGCACUGGCCAAUGGGACCUCCAAAAGCUGGUCCAUAAUACCUAUUUAUGUAUGGAUUCGCUAAGUUUCACAGACAGCUCAGGCGGCGAAUUGCAACCUUGGGGGCGUAGUCUCCUUGGAGUAGUCUGGCCAAUGGCGUGGUUGUGUUGUCUAUAAAGCAACGGGCGAAGCGGUUGCGUCGCCAUUUCACUGAAGCUGUGUCAACAAGAGCGUGGUGGCGGGGACGGGAGACAACGGACGAACUGAGUCGGAUCCUGAUUUUCAAUAUAGCUUAAAGAGAAUCCGGAUCCAUCCUGAUGGAUAUGGCUCUAAACCCGCCUCUUGACAGCUCCAUGCUCGGGGUGGAGGUGACGGGCGUCUCCGUGAUGGACCACAGCUCCUCCACCGCGGCCGGGAAGCGCAUCCGCAAGCCGUCGCUGCUCUACGAGGGCUUCGAGAGCCCCGGGGGGCCGGCGCUGGGCCAGACCCCCGCCGCCGGGCCCCCGCAGCCCUCCAACAAGGACCCCAGCCGGCAGGGCCGCGCCACCAACCAGCUGCAGUUCCUCCAGAAGGCCAUGAUCAAGUCCCUGUGGCGCCACCACUUCGCCUGGCCCUUCCACGAGCCGGUGGACGCCAGCAAACUCAACCUGCCCGACUACCAUAAGAUCAUCAAGAUCCCCAUGGACAUGGGCACCAUUAAGAGGCGGCUGGAGAACAACUACUACCGCAGUGCCAGCGAGUGCAUGCAGGACUUCAACACCAUGUUCACCAACUGCUACAUCUACAACAAGCCCUCAGAUGACAUCGUGCUGAUGGCCCAGUCCCUGGAGAAGGCCUUCCUGCAGAAGGUGGCCCAGAUGCCCCAGGAGGAGCUGGAGCUGCCCCCGCCUCCACCACGAGGGAAGCCAGGGAAACAGGGCCGGAGAGGGAGAGGGGCAGUGUCCGGAGGGGUGACCACGGCCCACCAGGUCCCUGCCGUGUCCCAGUCGGCCUACUCGCCCCCCACCCCCGAGACCCCCGACAUGCUGCUCUCCAUGACCCCCCAGAUCCUCCUCCCCAAGUCCCUGAGCCACGCCCAGCCCAGCCCCGCCCUGCUGGGCCUGCCUCCCCACACACAGCCCACCACCAAGAAAAAGGGGGUGAAGCGGAAGGCGGACACCACCACCCCCACCACCAUGGCCAUGCCCCUCAUGGCCACCCUGGGGGUGGGCGGCGCCUCCCCCAUCACCCUCACCUCCCUGGGGGUGGAGCACAACUCUAGCCUGGGGAUGGGCCCCGGCCUGGGCCUCGUCACCAUGGGCCUGGGCGGCGGGGGCGCCCUCAUGGGCGGGGGGGGCAAGGCGCCGCCGGGGGGCCGCCGGGGGGUCAGCGGGCGACCCAUCAAGCCCCCCAAGAAGGACCUGCCGGACUCCAUGCUGCCGCAGCCGGCGCGGCGCAGCAAGCUGAGCCCGCCGCUGCGCUACUGCAACAGCGUGCUGAAGGAGCUGCUGUCCAAGAAGCACGCGGGCUACGCCUGGCCCUUCUACAAGCCCGUGGACGCCAGCACGCUGGGGCUGCACGACUACCACGACAUCAUCAAGCAGCCCAUGGACCUCAGCACCAUCAAGAGGCAGAUGGACGGCAGGACGUACCGCGAUGCCCAGCAGUUCUCCGCCGACGUCAGACUCAUGUUCUCCAACUGCUACAAGUACAACCCCCCCGACCACGACGUCGUCGCCAUGGCGAGGAAGCUACAGGACGUGUUCGAGUUCUGCUUCGCCAAGAUGCCCGACGAGCCCCCGGCCCCCCCCAGCUCCUCCUCCUCCUCCUCGUCCUCCUCGUCUUCGUCGGAGAGCGAGCCCAGCAGCGAGAGUGAGAGCGAGAGCAGCCCCAGCUCAGACAGCGAGGAGGAGCGAGCCAACCGCCUGGCCGAGCUGCAGGAACAGCUGAAGGCGGUCCACGAGCAGCUCACGGCUCUCUCCCAGGGGCCCAUCGUCAAGCCCAAGAAGAAGAAAGAGAAGAAGGAUAAGAAGAAGAAGAAGAAGCCGGAGAAGGAGAAGCACCGACGGAUAGAGGAGGAGCCUGCGCCCACGCGGCCUGCCAAGACCCCCAAGACCACCAAGACGCCCAAGACCCCAAAGACCCCCAAGAACAAGGCCAGCCGGGCCUCGGGGACCCCCGCCACACAGCCCAAGAAGACCCCCGGCAGGAAGAACAACAAGAGCAAGUCCAAGAAGGGCGGCAUGAUGUUCAGCGUGCCCCCCAUGGAGGCCCCCGAGCUCCUCCCCCACUACGACUCUGACGAGGAGGAGGAGACGGUGCCCAUGUCGUACGACGAGAAGCGGCAGCUCAGCCUGGACAUCAACAAGCUGCCGGGGGAGAAGCUGGGCCGCGUGGUCUACAUCAUCCAGGCCCGCGAGCCCUCCCUCAGGGACACCAACCCCGAGGAGAUCGAGAUCGACUUCGAGACGCUCAAGCCCUCCACGCUGCGCGAGCUGGAGCGCUACGUCAUGACCUGCCUGAGGAAGAAGCCCCGCAAGCCCUACGCGAAAGGCGGGGCGGGUAAGUCCCGCGAGGAGAUGGUCCUGGAGAAGCAGCUGGAGCUGGAGAAGAGGCUGCUGGACGUCAGCGGGCAGCUCAACUCGGGCAAGAAGCCCGCCAAGAACAAACCAGAGAAGCCGUCGGCGGCCGAGGCCAACGCCCAGCCGUCGCGCCUCAGCGCCAGCAGCUCUUCCUCCGACUCCUCCACCUCCUCCUCCUCCUCUUCCUCCUCGGACACCAGCGAGUCGGACUCGGGCUGAGAGAGAGAGAGACGGGCGAGAGAGAGAGAGAAAGACAGGGUGAGAGACGGACGGACGGACGGGGGGGGUGCGUUCCUCUGACCCACUGAACUACUGAGACCUACAGGACCCGGGGCCCGGACCCGGGGCCUCCUGGACCCCCGCGGGCUGGACCACGCCCCCCUCCCCGCGGAGCCACGCCCUCGGUCGGGGCGCGGGGGCGGGGCCUCCGGCGGGCGUGGCCGUGGGGCUGUAAAGAGGACGUGUACAGGCUCAUCACGAUGUACCUUUUCUUUUAUAAAGAAGCAUUUUAAUAAGAUAAUUUAUUCCCUCGUUUCUGGGGAGAGGGAGGAAGACUUGGUGGCAUCUUUAUUUUUCUUUUCUUUAUUUUUUUUUAAACGGGGAGUGUGUGUGUGUGUGUGUGUGUGUGUGUGUGUGUGUGUGUGUGUGUGUGUGUGUGUGUGUGUGUGUGUGUGUGUGUGUGUGUGUGUGUGUGCGCGCACAACAUGGAGCUCCUGGCCCCCCGUCAGACAUCUUGGGUGUACCUCCAGCCAGGAGGGGGCAGAAGUUCCCUUUCUGGGUGAAGUUGUCGUCGUGUCUGUCGUGCUGCCACUCCACUGCUGUCCUCAUUACAACCAUGUCAUGUGUGCGUGCUUCUUCUUGUGACCAACUGACGAAUAAAGAGUGAGACUGUGUCUUGUUCACUCACCAAUGCCCAACACCUCACUCCUGGCUGCCUCCUGUUCCUUCAGCGACUUCCUGUCCGGCUGGCGUACUGGGUUGGUGUCUAUAAACCAGUGCAGAGACCAGUUCAUUGGUCGAGGGCCAGUUCUCUCCUUGGUUCUUUGAGUUAUCACCCUUCAAAUGUGUCUGGGAUUUCGUUUUUCAUGUUUUAAAGUUGUUUCAGUUGAAAUCUGUUAGAAAGAUUGUUUCCUUAAUUGGUCAAAUAUCCACUUUUUAGCUCGGCUUUUGAGGAAAAAAUGGAUUAAGUUCUACAGCAUGGACGCACAAUCUGAUAAAACUGGUAGCCUACAAGUUAUCAAUGUUCAUGGUAUUUUUUUUUUGUCAGCUGUUCUUUGUUUUGAGCAUUUACAGUUUGCGAUUGAAACAUGUUUGUGUUAAAUAUAAUUUAUUUAGGUGUCUGAGUGGAGAACACGUUCAUUAAACAUCAACUGUACAGAUGAAGCUUGUAAAAGCGUUGUACAUAGGGUAGUUUCUAGCACGACUUUGUUUCAGAUUUGACCUAAUGUUUUGUUCUUCUCCAUGAGACGCUCUGUCCUAGUCUUACUCUCUGAGGUCCGAACACGACCUGCCUCUGUAAGAUGCAACAUUCAUUUGAACACAUGCACAUAAAUAAAUAACGUUGGAUCUUUUUAACAAA
This is a messenger RNA of Gadus morhua (Atlantic cod), 5896 nucleotides long. It is a transcript of the gene brd2a, whose product is annotated as bromodomain containing 2a. Bases 2074 to 4536 code for a protein of 820 amino acids. Lineage: Eukaryota; Metazoa; Chordata; Actinopteri; Gadiformes; Gadidae. The transcript has 12 exons. The record is from RefSeq and is a predicted model, not a curated record. Gene Ontology annotation, cellular component: nucleus; chromatin. Gene Ontology annotation, biological process: regulation of DNA-templated transcription; chromatin remodeling.